Messenger RNA from Cavia porcellus (domestic guinea pig), 2814 nucleotides. RefSeq names its product RAB35, member RAS oncogene family (gene Rab35). The coding region runs from base 159 to 764 and encodes 201 amino acids. Gene Ontology annotation, biological process: endocytic recycling; Rab protein signal transduction. Gene Ontology annotation, cellular component: endosome membrane; plasma membrane. NCBI's taxonomy places the organism in Eukaryota, Metazoa, Chordata, Mammalia, Rodentia, Caviidae. The record is from RefSeq and is a predicted model, not a curated record. The transcript is spliced from 6 exons. Gene Ontology annotation, molecular function: GTPase activity; GTP binding.
GGAGGAGGAGAAGGAGGAGGGGGAGCGGAGGGAGGUGUUUCUGUCAGUUCCGGCUGUUUGUUCGGGAAGUGAAUCCGCCGCUGCGGGAGCAGCCCGGAGCUGCGGUUCGCGAGGCCAGUACCGACCCCGCCCGCCCGCGCGCACCGCCCCCGCCCGCCAUGGCCCGGGACUACGACCACCUCUUCAAGCUGCUCAUCAUCGGCGACAGCGGUGUGGGCAAGAGCAGUUUACUGUUACGAUUUGCAGACAACACUUUCUCAGGCAGCUACAUCACCACGAUUGGAGUGGAUUUCAAGAUUCGGACUGUGGAGAUCAACGGGGAGAAGGUGAAGCUGCAGAUCUGGGACACAGCUGGGCAGGAGCGCUUCCGCACCAUCACCUCCACGUACUACCGUGGGACCCAUGGGGUUAUUGUGGUGUACGACGUUACCAGUGCAGAGUCCUUUGUCAACGUCAAGCGGUGGCUUCACGAAAUCAACCAGAACUGUGAUGAUGUGUGCCGAAUACUAGUGGGCAAUAAGAAUGAUGACCCUGAGCGGAAGGUGGUGGAGACAGAAGAUGCCUAUAAAUUUGCCGGGCAGAUGGGGAUCCAGCUGUUUGAGACCAGUGCCAAGGAGAACGUCAACGUGGAAGAGAUGUUCAACUGCAUCACAGAGCUGGUUCUGCGAGCAAAGAAAGACAACUUGGCGAAACAGCAGCAGCAGCAACAGAAUGACGUGGUGAAGCUCACGAAGAACAGUAAACGAAAGAAACGCUGCUGUUAAUGUCCCAGUCCACUGCAGAGACUGCACUGUGGUCCCUCCCCCAGCCCGAGGCCCGCGGUGGCUCCUCGGGGGACAGUCUCAGUUUUGUGCCGUUAUUUAAAGAAUUCUCUCCAUGUUUUUGUAUUGGGAGGCGCCAUCGGCACUUCCUCCCCCACCCCCCCAGUGCCAAGAAGCUGUUGGAGGAGCCUGCCCUUCCCCACUGGUGCCCUCCUUCCUGCCGAGGCGCCUGGACCUGGUGAGGAUGCUGCCAGCGGAGCGGACUGAUUAACCAGUUUGUACAUAGUGUAUAUUGCUUUAACCAGCCGCACACCCUCGUCCUGCUCUGGCUUUUGCCUCCUUAAUACCAGCCUGCUGCAACAGACCCUCCCCUGGCCCUCCGAUCCCACCUCAUGGCCAGCAGCUUCUGGAGGAGACCCGGCGUCAGUCUCGUGCAUCUUGGGCUGGCCUGGGACAGUAGUGUGGGCUCCGUGUUGCUCCUUCUUUCCUGCAGGCUGUCAGCUUCAGUCCCUGGCAUACAGGGUCUGACUCCUCUCCAGGGCCUGUGCCCAUUUUCCUGCCCCCACAGUUGCUCUGGGAACUGGGGAAACCUGGCCUUGAGGCAGUCGUGGUCCUCUGCUGGCCCCAGGCCUUCGGUCUCACAGAGGAAGUAUCCAAGCCUUUGGCCAACAGGUUUCUUGUCCCGCCUCCUGGACACCUCUGCUACAAACCCAGGGGAGCCGUGGCUUCUAACUUACCAACGUGUUUCAGUUCCAACAGAAAGGUAGGGGUGUGUUCGUGCAGAGAUGGGGCUUGCCAGAGGCUAGAGGAGCGUUAUCUUCAUGGGUAAAAAAAAUGAAGCCAAAUCAAAUGAAUUAAGUUCCUCACCACUAUUUUCUUGCCCUGAGAUUUGAUCGGCACAGCAGCGAAGUUGUGGCCACCCCAUUUUGGGUCCACUAUUUUUAGAAAAAGUGAAUUGCUUCCUAUUAACUGUGGGGCUGGGCCCUUGGCCCUUGGAACAGGAAGGGGAUUUGCACCCUUGUCCGGGUUGGCCCUCCAGGGUCUCCCACUGGAAUUCAAGUCCGGUGUGCACUCUGCACCUCUGAAUGUAAGGGUGGGUGCCGGGGUUGCUGGACAGUGGCGACACCUCUGAGCUUGGAUCAUUGACAGAACUGUUUCAGUUUGAAUGUAGUAGGAAGACUUCUUGGUGGGGAUAAGUGGCAGUGGGGCUGGGGUUCAGCCCAGGUCUGUGCACUCCAGCCCCUUGGAGGAGAAACCAGGGUCACCUGCAUUUGAUUACUGUCCCCCCUCCUUCCUUGGAGUACUUUAUUUCCAUUUUCCCUAAGAGGAUCACGUAACCUGGGAAGAAAUUUCAACACCAUGAUGUGUUCUAUUAGAUUUCCUUUCCUGGGUGAUUUCCAGGCAGAGUCCUGAUUGGACAAUCACAUGACAGAUCACACUGCAGAUUUUCCAUGUUGACACUGUGGAUGGGUUUUUAAUCAAUAAAAAUGGGGUUUCUUCUUGCCUGUCUUUCUACUCGUCCAGACUGUUAGAGCCAGGGUUCUAAGCGAGGUGUUCUCUUUGGAGCUGCUGGGUUUGGGGAGCUAUGGGCCCAAGGAGGCAUGUUCCCUGCAGGUGCUGUAGGCAGCCUGGCUCACCAGGGCCUGCAAGGUUGCACACAGCUCAGGGCUCCUGCGGUCCUAGGGUCGAACUUGUCUCUGAGCUCAGGUGAAGCCAAUGUGGGAGGUGCUUGCACAUCCAAGCAAUAGGGGCACUAUCCUGGGAACUUCGGCCCAGGCCAGAGCCUCAGUGACUUUUGGCACCUGGAUGUCCAGGCCCAGGCUGGGGGGUGGUGGUGGUGAGGACAGAGUGUCUGUCCUGCUGAGUGUUAUACGCAUGAAUGGGGCGGGUGGGGGAUUGGGGAGGGGCUUGGGUAGACCGACAUCCUGGUGGACCUGAUGUGAAAUUCCUGUCAAACAACUUUUAAAUGGUUUGCUAGGAUUAUUUCUGUAUUGAAAGUUUCUAAUUAUGCUUUUUUUAAAAAAUACUAAAAAUAAAGGUUCAAGCUGCCAAA